UUUUGUUUGAGUCUCGCCAAGUGUCGACUGGUUUGUGUGGACGUAACUCGUUUUCUAUACCUCAUUAAUUCGACUGCAGACUGUAUAGCGUGAAACAACACGGGCCAGUGCGGUAUAGACACUGUACUGCCGUGCCAUGAAUAAUAUUGUUAAUUAAUUUCCGAUGUGACUCGUAAUAUUAUUUUAUAUUAUAUCAUGUCUACUACAAUAAUCAAUUAAUUUGUUUAGUAAAUCAGCCGAUAUUUUAAUAAGAUCGAGUCACCGUCAGCUACUAUCAAUACCCGGUGUAAACAGCACAAAGAUUCAAAGAUGUUUAUUAACUGCAACAUGAGAAAGGCAUGUGGCACGACGGUGGGCUUUUUCGGUAUCGCAUUCGUCAUAAUUUUCUUACUUAUACCUACUAUUUGGCGUUAUUCACCUUCAAUUCAAAAGAGUAUGAUAUUCCUAAAUCAUGACCAUAUGCCUGAGGUACAGAAUUAUAGUCAUCCGGAAGUUUAUGGCAUGGAUGGAACGAGAAAUUUUUACAUUGAUACAAAAGACAAUGUAACAUUAGGAGUGUGGCAUAUUUUACCAAGUAAUUUGUUCGUAAAAUACGGAGCAAACGAAUCUAAUUACGAACAACUUUUGAGUCACGGGGAACCGAUUAUUAUAUACAUGCAUGGCAACUCUGGUGCCCGCCCGAACAAUCAACGGAUAGAAUUGUAUCGCAAGCUCCGGGACAUCAACUGUCACGUGAUAGCCGUAGACUACAGAAGUUAUGCCGAUUCUACAGACGUCGAAAUCGACGAGACCGGCUUAGUAUCGGAUGCGAUGGAGACAUUUAAAUGGGUUUACAAACGCGCACAUGGAUCGCCGAUCUUUGGCUGGGGACACUCUCUGGGCACUGGAAUUGGAGCACAUGCGUUUUCGUUAUUGGAAAAAGAAAAUAUCUAUCCCCAUGGACUUAUUUUAGAAGCUCCAUUCAAUAAAAUGAGUGAAGCAAUUAGAGAAUAUUCAACUACUAAGGUUCUUCGAUAUUUCCCUUGGUUUGAUUUUUUCAUAAUUGACCCAGUCAUUGAAAAUGGAAUUAUUUUUGAUACAGAACAAAACUUAAAAAACGCGAAAGUUCCGGUGCUGAUAUUACAUGCUCGAGAUGAUAUUAUAAUACCAUACCAGCUCAGUGAAAACUUGUAUAAUUACAUUACAGCAAGUCGGAAAAGUGAACUGACUGAACUCGUUUUGUAUGACACCAAGUAUGGCUUUGGCCAUCAGUUUAUUUGUCGGGAUAAUGAAAUCGAAAAAAAAAUUGAGAAAUUUAUACAGAACUGUCUAAAAAUGACGUCUUGAUCGGUGGAAAUACAUAAGCUCGUCAAAAUUGCCAUCGUAUAAUACGUAUACAUAGUUAUUACAAUAUAAUAUAUAGUAUAUUAUUAUACGUUAUAAUACAAACGUCUCAGUUUUGUAUCGGAUUAUUGAGAUCAUGAGAUUAUUUAUUAUCUUUUUUGUAAAUUGUAUCGUUGUUAAAUAUUAUUUAUUUUAAAAUAUUUCAACAACGUACUUUUUAAGAACUUUACUUUAACUAUCAUCCCAUACAUAUUACAUAUUUAUUAUAUUAUGCUAUGCUCAUUAUUAUAGUCAAUAGAUGUAUUAUCAUAGUUGUUUUGUUCUUAAAAAUAUAUCGUGUUGAAUACAUUUUUAAGGUAAUACUUAAAAAAUGCAAAAUAAAAUGUUAAAGUGUUUGUGUAUUUUAUCCCCAGCAUCAUAUUAUAACAAAAA
This is a messenger RNA of Metopolophium dirhodum (rose-grain aphid), 1755 nucleotides long. RefSeq names its product lysophosphatidylserine lipase ABHD12-like. Gene Ontology annotation, cellular component: endoplasmic reticulum membrane. The transcript is spliced from 10 exons. The coding region runs from base 310 to 1326 and encodes 338 amino acids. Gene Ontology annotation, biological process: phosphatidylserine catabolic process; monoacylglycerol catabolic process. Lineage: Eukaryota; Metazoa; Arthropoda; Insecta; Hemiptera; Aphididae. The record is from RefSeq and is a predicted model, not a curated record. Gene Ontology annotation, molecular function: phosphatidylcholine lysophospholipase A1 activity; monoacylglycerol lipase activity.